This is a messenger RNA of Aspergillus versicolor CBS 583.65, 2253 nucleotides long. RefSeq lists its product as uncharacterized. Bases 1 to 2253 code for a protein of 750 amino acids. Gene Ontology annotation, cellular component: RNA polymerase II, holoenzyme. The transcript has a single exon. The record is from RefSeq and is a predicted model, not a curated record. NCBI's taxonomy places the organism in Eukaryota, Fungi, Ascomycota, Eurotiomycetes, Eurotiales, Aspergillaceae. Gene Ontology annotation, biological process: mRNA 3'-end processing. Gene Ontology annotation, molecular function: RNA polymerase II complex binding.
AUGGAUACUUCUGAGAUGGCCAGCCAGGACUCUCCGCUACGCCGAAAAUUCUCCGAACCUAUUCAUGCCAACUCUAACUCUACCCAAACAACUCCCUCUCCGUCUCCAACCUCUCAUAGAUUAAUAUGUUCUACCUGUGGAGAGCAUGUUGAAUCUUCUUCCGGUGUUUCGGGUGCUGAGGCUUUGAAAAAACACAUCGCCACUGCCCACCCCAACACUAAUAUUCCCUCCACAUACAACGGCGCUACUCACCCAGAUGAUGAGAGCCAGAUCUAUGAUGAUGACGACGAUGAACAGGCUGAGUACGACGACAUGCCUGCUAACAAACUCAAUGGCUCACCGCGCACGGUGGAUUCUGAUGAUGACGAAAAUGCCGAAAUUGCGGAAGAUGAGCUCGCAGAAGCAACUGAGUUGUAUGACGACGAGAAAGAGCCCCCGGACCUCGAUGCAGACGAGGCUGAGGCCGAGGCCGACGGCGAUGGAGAAGCUCCUGAGGGCGAAUCCGACGUCGCUCUCUCUAACCAGCUACACGAGUUCUCUCGCGAGGAAGAUUCUGCGUCGGUUGAAAAGCGUCUUCACAACUUCUGGAACAUCCAUGAUGUCCGCAAAUUCGCCGACGACUACGAGGAGAACACCAGCGAAAUCAGUGAAACAUGGACCGCUGUUUUUCAUGAAUCCAAGCGUAGCAAGAAACGCGACGCGCGAGAGAUUAUCGAGCGUCCAGAUCCUUACAAAAGGUCAACGGUCGGACGCGGCGAAUUUCUCGAGAUCACACCACUAGAGGACUUCUUGUCUCAACUUCGCGACCCUGAACUGCGUUCUAGCGAUGAGCUUCAUGCCAUCACUGAAAAUGCUGCUUAUGCUCUGAGAAUAUGGCAGGAUGAAUUUUUGGCAAUCGACAAGUUGCAGAAAUUGGCGACUAGACACCAGCUAAAGAUUACGAGUGACCCACGGAAACUCGAACGGCAACAGGUGUUUGAGGACAAGAAGGAAGCAAUGCUCUAUGGCUACAAAUAUGAUCCCAAGGAAGACAAAGUCGGCCAUCAAAACCCAUUUGUACAGGGCGGCUUCAAGCCUACUCCGGCGCAAUACAGAAAAAUGGUUCAGAAAACCGGAGCCCACAAUCCAAACCCUGAUGGAUGGCGAACCGUCACCAAAUUUGGUACUGAGCAUGUACCUAAGUUUCAAAACCCUCCACGCGAAGACUACAUCGGAAAGGCUACCCGAAAACGCAAGGCCGCAGAAAUUGAAGCCGCCAGAGUGAAUGAUUCCGAUGAAGCUGCUACCGAAACACCUACACCGGGUGAGAUUGAUCAAGACUAUGCCAAUCCCACAAAACGCCGUGCGCGUACUCGUCGUCAGGCCGCCGAAGCUGAAAACACCGCCGAGUAUGGAUAUGCACGCACUUCUGCCACGCGGGGCAGGGGUGGCCGUACUCGUGGAAGGGGUGCGGCUCGUGGGGGCUCUCGUGCUGCUUCAGAGGCACCGUUGGUCCCAGUACCCUCUCUUGGAACUCCUGCUCGGUCGACGCCUGCGGCAGAAGGCUCAUCUCAAGCACGACAUGGAGCAUCGCAGCUCGUACCAAUCGAACCAGCCCCCAAUGGAAGCCCAGCAACCGCGUCUAGCGCGAAACCGCUAAUGGGAAGCACACAAGAUGAGGCAGUUGACCCAGCCGAACUCGCACGACGACAAAAGAUCGCAAACUCGAAGAAUCCCAAGCGCACAGAAGCCAUGCUUAAUCACUGGGCUCGCUUCAACCGAGAAGGGCGUGUCCGUAACCCGAAACGGUCUAAGGCUCAAAUUGAAGCGGAUAGAGCUGCAGAAGCAGUCAAAAAGGCCACCGAGGUUUCUAAGCCCAUCAUAAAACAGAAGAAAAAAUCCGCUAGCCCAGUUAUGCCCACUCCUCCGCGAGAUACGGGUCUGGCUCCUGCGCCACCACCAUUGCCGUUGGCACCACCGCCUCAAUUGGCACCUGGACCUCAUACUCACACUCACACCCAUGCCCACACGCAUGGUCCUCCGGCUCCCCAGCUACCGCCCAUUGCUGCAGCACGCCCAGGCCCCGGCCCACUGGCCCCAUACCCACCACCACACUUGGACCCCCGGGCUGUACCACCAUUUCCUCUCGGACCUCGUGGGCCAGGCCCUCUCCAUCAACCACCACCCCAGCCCUAUCGCACGCCAUAUCCUGAUUAUUACAAUCCUUACGGAGGAGCUGGGUUACCUCCACCACCGGGCCACCCACGACCCUAG